This is a messenger RNA of Rhopalosiphum maidis (corn leaf aphid), 576 nucleotides long. RefSeq lists its product as uncharacterized. The record is from RefSeq and is a predicted model, not a curated record. The transcript is spliced from 5 exons. The coding region runs from base 1 to 576 and encodes 191 amino acids. Lineage: Eukaryota; Metazoa; Arthropoda; Insecta; Hemiptera; Aphididae.
AUGGAUUCCUUUAUUUUUAAUUUGUACCAAUAUUUUUUCGAAAAGAACCAGCAAAUUUCUAAACAUGAAGACCAUUCUAUAGACUCUUUGACCAAUAUGAUGGAAGAAUGGCAUUCAAUUUCGUCAUCAUCAACAAUAAAAUCAAUGAAUUCGAAAAAUUCGAUUGAGAUGUAUCCAAGUCGAGAUGAAAUCGACUCGUCCCUUGAUAUCAAAGAAAAAUCAAAAGAUACUAAUCCUAUUACAAAUACACACCAAAUACCACCACGCUGUACAGAAUUAUAUCAAAGUUUACAAAAUACUGUAAAGGAAUUAGAAGAUCAAAAGUUCAUGUUCAACACGCAACUUAAAGGAUUGUCAAUGAAUUUGAACAAUAAUAAUAUUCGUUUAGUUUCUGUCGAAAACGAUGUUAAAAACAUAAUCCUAAAACAUAUGGAUCUCUCUAAAAUGUACAAAUCACUACAAGACCAACUCGAAAUGGUUUCGGGGAAGAUCAAUGUGAAGUUCGAUCAUUUGGAACAGUUAAGCCAUAAUAUAGCUACAACUGAUGAGUAUUAUGGAUCAAUAAGUGAUUAUUAG